AUGCUUCCACACAGAAGAGCGGAUUCCCCCCUUAAGUCGACUUCUGUAUCUCGAGUUGGCUCAUUUACCAGGUUAAAUCAACCUCAACAAGAUUCAAAAGUUGCAGGAGCUAGCAAUCAUGGAACAGUGCCAUCAACACCAUCGGGAUAUGUGACUUCAUCUUUGAACCCAUUAAAGACGCUGGUUUCCACUACGCAUCUACCGCCAAAUAGUAAGAUACGAACAAAUGAGGAACUUGAAGCAUUUAAUCGGUUGCCUAUAGUCCAACAUUUGGACGAGUUUAGAAAUUUGUUGGACAAAUUAAGUGAAGAUAUUUCGCUGUUUAAAGAGGAUACCUUUUAUUCCACAAUUGAGGAGAUUACCAAGGUAAAUAAUACAUUGGAGCAGGACAUUGCCGAUCUAAGUAAGCACGAGCAAAGGAAAAGGGCUGUGAAAAAUUUGCUGUCCAAAAAUAAGAAUCUUGAUGACAGGUUGAAAAGCAAUUUGAAGGAGUUAUUGAAGUAUAGGAACGAGUUAAAGAAACUUCCAACGGCGCCAAGUUAUAAAGAAAAUUACACCAAGAAGAAUAGUGCCUCCAAUACGCAAGUUACUACUAAAAACAUAUUGGAGUACUCCAUGAAAUUGGCCAAAUUUACAAAAGCUCCAGCAGCAAUGGGGAAUAUGCCAUUUCAAAUCCAUCCUAAUAAUUAUAUAUGGCCCGCAGAAGAUUCAUUGAGACGAGGGGUGCUUGCAAUGAGCUCUCUUCAAGGAGAUGAAAUAGUGCAAAGUAUACUAGGUACCACCACUACCACUGACAGCAGCGUUGCGCAAAAUGACGAGGAAGAAAUAGUUGAAGAGAUGAAGAAAAAGCCAAGUGCAGAUGAAGAAACAUCAGAAGAAAAGGUAUUGGCAAAGGAGACAAAGUCAUCAUCAUCAUCAUCAUCAUAUACACCUGAUCAGCAUAAUGACGAGCCAAAGAAAACAGAGCCAGUUGAGACUGUUGAUUUAGAUCUAGAUUUAUUUGAUCCCGACGACGAGUAUUCAGAUUAA
This is a messenger RNA of Lodderomyces oxycetoniae, 1029 nucleotides long. RefSeq names its product Med4p (gene MED4). The record is from RefSeq and is a predicted model, not a curated record. Gene Ontology annotation, biological process: regulation of transcription by RNA polymerase II. The transcript has a single exon. NCBI's taxonomy places the organism in Eukaryota, Fungi, Ascomycota, Pichiomycetes, Serinales, Debaryomycetaceae. Gene Ontology annotation, cellular component: mediator complex; core mediator complex. Bases 1 to 1029 code for a protein of 342 amino acids. Gene Ontology annotation, molecular function: transcription coregulator activity.